GCGCAGGACGCAGGCGCGCAGUCAGAAAACACGAGACUCAAGCUGAGAGACGCUGAUCCGGUCUGAGGUGUGGAUCUGAGGAAGGAUGGAGGCACUGAAGGUGGAAAAGUUCACGACUGCCGACCGGGGAAACGGGCUGCGCGCCGUGGCCCCACUGCGGCCCGGGGAGCUGCUCUGCCGCUCCGAUCCCUUGGCUUACACUGUGUGCAAGGGGAGUCGUGGCGUCGUCUGCGAUCGCUGCCUCCUGGGGAAGGAAAAGCUCAUGCGGUGUUCUCAAUGCCGAAUUGCCAAAUACUGCAGCGCCAAGUGUCAGAAAAAAGCCUGGCCGGACCACAAGCGGGAGUGCAAGUGUCUUAAAAGCUGCAAGCCCAGAUAUCCACCCGACUCCGUGAGACUUCUGGGCAGGGUUAUCGUCAAACUGAUGGAUGAAAAACCCUCGGAGUCAGAGAGACUUUAUUCCUUUUAUGAUCUGGAGUCCAAUAUUAGCAAACUCACCGAAGAUAAGAAAGAGGGCCUGAGGCAACUUGCAAUGACCUUUCAACAUUUCAUGAGAGAGGAAAUCCGGGACGAGUCUCAACUGCCGCCAUCUUUUGACCUUUUUGAAGCCUUUGCAAAAGUGAUCUGCAACUCAUUCACCAUCUGCAACGCGGAGAUGCAGGAGGUCGGCGUUGGCCUGUACCCCAGUAUGUCUUUGCUGAAUCACAGCUGUGACCCCAACUGCUCCAUUGUGUUCAACGGGCCCCACCUCUUACUGCGUGCAGUGCGAGAAAUUGAGGCAGGAGAGGAGCUCACCAUCUGCUACCUGGACAUGCUGAUGACCAGCGAGGAACGCCGGAGGCAGCUGAGGGACCAGUACUGUUUUGAGUGUGACUGCAUUCGAUGCCAAACGCAGGACAAGGAUGCUGAUAUGCUAACGGGUGACAAGCAAAUAUGGAAGGAGGUUCAAGAGUCUCUGAAGAAAAUCGAAGAGCUGAAGGCGCACUGGAAGUGGGAACAGGUUCUGGCCCUGUGCCAGGAGAUCAUAACCAGCAACUCCGAGCGGCUUCCCGACAUCAACAUCUACCAGCUGAAGGUGCUCGACUGUGCCAUGGACGCCUGCAUCAACCUGGGGAUGCUGGAGGAGGCGCUGUUCUACGCCAUGCGCACCAUGGAACCGUACCGGAUUUUUUUCCCUGGAAGCCAUCCCGUCAGAGGUGUGCAAGUGAUGAAAGUUGGCAAGCUGCAGCUCCAUCAAGGCAUGUUUCCCCAAGCCAUGAAGAAUCUGAGGCUGGCCUUUGACAUUAUGAAAGUGACCCAUGGCCGAGAACACAGCCUGAUUGAAGAUUUGAUUCUUCUCCUGGAAGAAUGUGAUGCCAACAUUAGAGCCUCCUAAGGACACCUGGAAGGACAGGGAAGGUGGCACACCCUCCAUCGAGCGCCUUACUGAGAUCACACACUCUGUGAUGUUUGUUGUGUGGACCUCCUGUAGAAAUUGCCAAUGUGUUUUUGUGGGUAAAUGUGUUUCUGUGGCAUGUCGUGAGAAGUCUUAUUCGUGGUAGAGCAGAACCAUUAUAAUAAAUAUAAAAGAUGAGUCCAAAAUGCCACUGGCCACUUGGUUUUGCCUACUCAUGGGCAGUUUUGAUGGUUAAGAUGUCAGCAUUGGAAACAGGAACUUAACAAAAGAAAAUGGAAUUCCAGGCAGCACCUGAGAGGCAGAGGCAGGUGGAUCUCCAUGAGUUCGGGGCCAGUUUGGCCUACACAGUGAAUUCCAGGACAGCCAUGGCUGUGUGGAGAGACCCCGUCUCAGAAAUAAAACAAAAAUAGGGUAGAAUAAGUUCAGGUUUCCUCUGUGUGUGUAUAUAGAAGUAAAUGCAUAAAAGUAAUCAUUUUCAUAUAGACUUCUAAACACAAGUGUAUGUCAAGAAGAUUUUUUAUUGUUGUACUCUUAUCUUUAUUGUCAAGUCUUAAUUGUACUUAUUAAUGUGGUUCACUGUGAUAUUUCUAUAUCUGAAUACACACAUAUGGUAUACACCUACCAUUGAGGAAAUCUGGUCUCUUGUUUCUUUUUCUGCCUCCAUGGUUCACCAUUUCUCACAGCCUCCCCCUGCUCCUGGCUUUUACACGUGACGGGGAAAUCACAGUCCUUGUCUCUGUCCCUGGCUUAUCUCCCUUUGCAUAAUUUCCUCCAGUUCUGUCCAUUCUGCUGCAGCUGACAGAGCUUCACUCUUCUUUAUGGCUGAGCAAUAUCCCAUUAUUUGUGUAUACUUUGUACAUGUUGGAGAGCACCUAAGGUAAUUGCAGCCUUGGCUAUUAUGAAUGGCUUCACAGUAGACAUGUGCUGGCUCUCUGCCUGCAGGUCCAGGCGAGAGGAGAGAGCCCGGUCCAGCCGAGAACCUGGUCCAGCCAGGGCUGAGUGGGAUGGUGAGUGUCUCUGGCCAAAACAAACACACCCGGCUGGGGAGCCUGUCAAAGCAAGAACUCGUUUUAUUGUAUCAAUCUUUUGUUUAUAUAGGAUUGAGGAAGGGGGUGGGGAUUUUUGCUGAGGUGAGAUGACAUGGGGGAUGGGGAAGGGUGACAAGGGUAUGGGGUGACUGACAGGGCCAACUAAGUUAUUCUACAUCAGUGGUCGCUAGGCAAAGACAGGCUUAAGCAGGUCCUGCUGAAGUCACUCGAAUUCAAGACAGGUCUCUAAACUCAAGCAAAGGCUUAAGCUUCCUCACUAGGCCUCAGUAUCUGGCCGAUAAGGCCCAACAGACAUAGGCAGGCAAGUAUGUUAGGGAUUCACAGUUUCCUCUGACAUACACCUAGAAGCAGGAUGGCUGGAUCCCAUGGUGGUACUCUUUUCACAUCUAAGAUGAAUCUCCAUAUUCUCUUUGGCUUUAGGUUCCCACCAACAGUGUUUGAGAGUUCCUGUUCUCCAUGUUCAUGCCAGCAUUUGUUAUGGGUUUUUAUUUGCUUUGCUGUUGGCUUUAAUUGCGGGCAUACAUGAUAUUUCAUCGUAGCUUUAAUUUCCCUGAUGACCAAUGGUAUUGAUUGUGCCUCGUGUAUUUGUGACUGUACGGAACAGUUGUUCAUUUUGCAAUCAGAUUCUUGCUUUUCGAAUUCCUUACAUAUAAGUAUACUAUGUGUUAUGCAUAUGACUCCUUCAUUGGGAGGAUAGUAGACAGACAAUUCUCUAGUCAUGUAGAUUGUCUUUUCCUCUGCUGUUUUGUGUGCCAUACAGAACUUCAGUGUAAUUGUUUGUCUGUCUUCAAUUGUUUGUCUGUCUUCAGUUCUGAUCCCUUUGCCUCGAUGAUCAGAGAAAGCCAUUGCUUGUUCCGGCAUCUACGAUACUCCAUCACCCUUACUGACAUGUUUCCAUGCAUGUUCCUAGUUCAGAUCUUGUAUUUGGUCUUUGAUCUGAGCGGAAAUCCAUCCAUAGUGAAAAGGUUCCGUUUUCGUCUCUUGCAUGUGGGUGUCUGCUCUCCCUGCACACUUUGUUGAAGAGGCCAGCCACACAGCCUGCGUGGUUUGGGCACUUUUGUCAAGAAGGAGCUGGUUCUAGAUGUGCAAACUUACUUUUGGGCUCUCUGUUCAGUCCCAUGGGUCCCUUGAUCAAUGGCCACGCCGUGUCUACUAACAUGGCUCUGUGGUAUGUCUUGCCGUGAGGUGUCAUGUUGCCUCGGGCCUCAUUGUUUUUGCUCAAGAUUGUUUUGUCUGUUCUGAAGAAGCAGAAUUUUUAAAUUUUGUCUUUACUCCUCUGCGAUGAAUAACUACAUGUGUUAUUUCUUCCUGAAUACCUCUCCAACACAGGAAUCAUCAUCUUAAAUCCUAAGACUAGGCCAUUUCAGACAUUACUAGAAAAUUAUGUCUCACACAAAAAAGAAAAAGAUACUAAAGUUAGCUCUUUGUAUUAAUCUUUGUCAUACUUUGUAAUUCUUUGUGUGUGUUAAAUUUUUCUUAACCUUUCUUCUUCUGUAAUUGCUCAAAUCUGUGCUUUGGUGUGCUGGUGGGCAGAGCAGAAAGCUCUAUUGCCCUAUAGUAAACUGUGUUCUCAUC
Molecule: messenger RNA, 4017 nt
Organism: Mastomys coucha (southern multimammate mouse)
Lineage: Eukaryota; Metazoa; Chordata; Mammalia; Rodentia; Muridae
Gene: Smyd3
Product: SET and MYND domain containing 3
Exons: 12
Coding region: 86-1372 (428 amino acids)
Cellular component (GO): nucleus
Molecular function (GO): protein binding; histone H4 methyltransferase activity
Source: RefSeq, a predicted model, not a curated record